Molecule: messenger RNA, 8409 nt
Organism: Closterium sp. Naga37s-1
Lineage: Eukaryota; Viridiplantae; Streptophyta; Zygnematophyceae; Desmidiales; Closteriaceae
Source: the annotation of a GenBank genome assembly
AUGAAAUCAUUCUGCUCCUGUCCCACACUCGCCCGCGCCUCUGGCGAGCUACAGGCUCCCACUCUGAUGCCUAUGAAAUCAUUCUGCUUCUUUCCCACCCUCGCCCGCGCCUCUGGCGAGCUACAGUCUCCCACACUGAGUCACCCUAUUUUCCUCUUUCCUCCCAACCACACUCCCUCCCCUCUUUCUCCCAAUCACAGUGCCUAUGAAAUCAUUCUGCUCCUGUCCCACCCUCGCCCGCGCCUCUGGCGAGCUACAGUCUCCCUCCCACUGCCUCCCUCUGGCGAGCUCGGGGCGAGUUCAGGAGUUUCAGGUGUUUCUUCAGGUGCUGCGUCAGGAGCCUGGGGUGCGCGAUCAAUGAGGGUGAAGGCGAGGGGGAGGGCGUAUCUGCUGGAGGGCAGGCAUCAGGGGAGCGUGGUUCGCUCGGACUUUCAUCCAGUGCUGAGCCUGCUUGCAGUGGCCGGCAUAUGCCCCUCUGUUGGCAAACCAUCCUCCACGCGGCCCCCCACGUCCCUCCUCCUGUCCAUAUGGCACAUCCCGGACCCGCACCACCCCCUCCUCCCGCCCUCCUUCCUCUGCCUCCUCCGCUUCGCCCCUCCUCCCCUCCACCCUCCCCAAUCCAAACCCUCUCGCUCCAGAACCCCAGGCUCGGGCUCCUCUCUAGGGUUUUGGGACGAGGGUUUAGAGGGGGAUGAGGAGGAGGAAGAGGAGGAAGGGGAGGAGGCGGUAGCAGAGGUGAGAUUCUCCCCUGAUGGGGGGUCACUAGCGGUGGUACACCACCGGGGGGUUUUGUCUCUUAUGCGGAUGUCGGCUAAGGAUUCUGAGCUCAUGCUGCUGCCUAGGAGUGUGGGGAGAACUGUGGGUGUUCCCUCUGGGGCUGCGGUGGAGGAGGAAGGGAGUGUGGUGGAGAGGGGUGUGGAGGAGUGGGGUGUGAUGAAGGACGGGACGGAAGAAAAGGACGGAGAGGAGGGGGUGAAGGAGAAGGGAGAGGAAGGGACACAGCAGAGGAAAGCAGUGCGGUUCCGAAUGGUGCAAGGCGGUGUGGUGGAUUGCGUCACCAGUGUGACUUGGCUCAGCACAGAUACAAUAGCAGUAUCCCAUCGCUCAGGGAGAGUAGCCAUAGCUACCGUGCACGAUUUAUCCAAUCUCACCGGCCCGUUCCCUCUAGUCUUCGGCCCCCGGGCGGUCCUCUGCUCGUCCAAUCUCCUCAUGCCACGUGGCAGCAGCAGGUCUGGAGUGUACCCGCGAGGGGUGAUUGUUCUAGAGCCGGUCGCGAGACAGGUGUCGGUUCCUGAUUGGGCGAGAGGGACUUUUGGAAAUGUGACUGAUUCUCGUGGGGAGGGAGCGCUGGAGAACGGAUGGCGGGUUUUGUCUCUUGUGGAGCAGCCGGCGGCGGUUAUGGUGCGGGUGUUAACUGAGGAAGGUAGACUAGGGGAUGCGCUGGGGAUGGCCCGGGCGGCAGGGUUGCAUUCAGAUGUGGUGUUUAAGGCUGCUUGGACGAGCAUGGGUGUGGGAAUUUCCGCAGGAGAAGCAGCAGGCGGAGAAAGAGGAGGAAGAGGAGGAGGAGGAGGAGGAGCAGGAGUAAAAACCCUCCCUCCUCACUCCUAUAGAGCAAUUCUCCCUGGUGCCUCCCCCUCUCCUGUUUCCCGGACCAGAGGGGCCGAUUGGGUGGAAGGGCGAGGGGUGCUGCAGAUGAUUGGAGCAGGGUCGGCUGUAGCAGCUGCAGAUUCAGCUGCUGCUGUAGCUGUUGCUGCUGGUAGUGGCGGCGGUGGUGGUGCUGCCAUUGUGGCAUUUGCUACAGAACAGGUGGUGUUUCUGUCUCAGGGAUUUAAGUUCCCGUCCAAGCCUGCCGUUGAGGCUUGGUACCUUUCCCGAGCCAGGGAGAUUGAGGAACGGACGGGCCUGCUGCAACACUCGCUCGCGCUGCUGGAUCUAGGUUUGGCAGCAGGCUUGGCAGAGGUUCGGAAUGCUAUGGAGGACUAUGCCGAGCUGAACAGAGUGGUGUAUGGGGCAUGCGGGGCUGAUAAUAAAGAGUAUGAGGAAGGGAACGAGGAAGACAGAGAGGAGGGGGGUGACGAGGCAGGGGAAGGACGGGAUGACAGGAAAGAGCAGGAGGAGGAGCAGGAGGAACAGGGAGAGGGGCAACAUCAUCAUCAGCAGCAGCAGCAGCAACAGUCUGCUCAAUCUGCUUCUGUCUUCUCUGCUGUCACCCCAAUUGCCCUAAAACGCGCCGAACUCACUCUUUCCAUCUGGUUACAGCUCCCCAUAAUCCAACGGUUCAGAUUCGUUCUCGGGCGGCCCCGCCCCGCAUCCAUCAUCUCACGCCUGCACGAGCGCGCUCUGCCAAUCCUCUCUAUGGCUUUUCUUCUCCGAGCCAUUCUAGACUCUCACAAAACUGCUGCUCUAGCAGAACAACACAGGGUUAAGUCUCCUGCUUCUGCUGCUGCUUCUGCCGCUGCUGCUGCUGCUGCUGGGGGGAGGGGUAGGCGUGGUGGAGCUUCGGCCCGAGCCUCCGGCGCAGGCUUGGAGCCGCUAGGUUCGGAGCAGCAGGAGGCAGUGGCGAGCGCGCUGCUAUUGGUGGAAGCUGGGGCUGUCCUUGCCACGUAUGAGCUCCCCACACCCUACACCGCCCUCGUCCAAUCACACAGCGACACGUCAGCAGCCCUCCAGCUCCUCCGCAGCCUCCUCUCCGCCUUCGCCCGCCUCCAGCCGCCCCCGGAGGAUCCCGAUUGGCUGGAUCUCUUCCGCCACGUCAGCACGCUCAAACACUCCGCGUUCCUCCCCCUUUCCCCAGACUCCCUCCCUUCGGAAAUGGCCAGAGUGCUGCUAAGGGAAGGGCGAUUCGUGCUAGCCAGGCAGUUUCUGAGAAGCGGGGGAAGCGGGGGGACUGGGGGGAGUGGGAGAGGAAGAGGGGGAGGGGAGGACGUGUGGUUGGAGGAAGAUGCGGUGUUGAGUGAGGAUCGGGUUGAAGCGCUGGUGAUUGGUGCUGCCAGGAACUUCUUCUACUCCUCCCCGACACUCGACUCCCCAGAUAUCCACAGCGCAUUCGCCUGUCUGGACAUACUCCCGCGCAACCCAGCAGCAGCAGCGGAGAGGCAGCUCUUCUCAGCUCUAGUCAUCGACCUCCCAGCCUGUGGCCUCCACCUCCUCCCCCUCCACCUGCGCCAAACCCGCGACCGACUCGAUAUUAUACACCAAGUCCUCAACCUCUGCCCGUUGGGGAGGCAGGGAGGGAGGCUAGGGAGUGGGAUGCAGGGGCAGCUGCAAAAGGGGAAGCUGUCGCGAUCGGCUGUGGAGCUGGGUGCGGGUGAGGGGAGAAGGGGUGGUGUGAGUGGGAGAGGGAGAGGCGGAGCGGGAUUUGAGAGGGUGGAUGGGAGUGAGGAUGGGGCGAUGGGUAGUGAUGGUGGGAGUGUGAGCGAUAGCAGCAGCAGCAGCACGAGCCUGAGCACUAUGAUUGGACGAACAGUUGCUUCUGCAGCUGAUCUGUCUGCUGAUGUUAGCGUAGAUGAAUCCGCCAGCAGUGCAGCAAGCACCGCUGCUGACGUGGACGCUGACGUGGAUGCUGACGUGGACGACGGAUCCGAUGACAUCAGCAUGCCGAUCCGGAGGGAGUUCCUAGGGUUUGCUCUGGCUCAUUGCGACGAAGCUUCCCUCCCGGACCUGCUAGCCUCGUGGCAAGGCUUGGAUGCCACGGAACUGUGCGUGGCGCUAGGUGCGGCGACAGGCUUGGUGGUCCCAGGCCUGCGAGAGCAGGAGGCGCUGCUCCCGGACCUAGCUGCCGGCCGAGCCUCGGGCAAGUGGGAAGGCACGGAAGUGCUGGUGGUUCCCGAAGCUGCCACUGCCCCUGCUACAGCCGGUGCUACAGCCGGCAGAAGCAGCAGCAGUAGCAAAAUCCGGGGGAAGGGAGGGAGCUCAGCUGUUACUACCACCAGCACUGGAAGAAAACUGGCUAGUCUGGGUGGGGGACGGGGGGCGAUCGGGAGGGACGUGGGGAGGAGGGCGCUGGCGCUGGUAUCGAGUGACGGGGAGGCGUGGGGGGAUAAGCAGUGGGAGGAGGUGCCACGACUGCUGCUGCCGUUUGCCUGCCUGCACUUGCCCUGGAUGCUCCAGGUGAAAACCCGCCGUGCUGCUGCUGCUGCCGCUGCUGCUGCCGCCGCUGCUGCUGGGGCUGCUGCAAAAACUGGAGGGACAGCAUCAGCAUCAGCAGCAGCAGCAGCAGCAGGCGGAGGGGGAGUGGCAGAAGCAGCAGCAGCAGCGGAUCCUAUAGUGGAGCAGAUAGUGGUGCUGAUUCUCCACGUGCUCGCGUCCUGCCAGGUGUCGCCCUCUGAUAAGCUCCUGACCGAAGCUGCCCGGAGCGCCCUAACUGCUGGGGACAUAGUCUCUGCUGCGGCAGCUGCGGCCGGUCUGUGGGGGGUACCUGGAGCAGGAGUAAGGGGAGUGGGUGGCUUGUCAGGUGCUGCGUCAGGUGCUGCGUCAGGUGGUGGAUCAGGUGGUAGAUCAGGUGCUGCCGAGUCAGGUGCCGGGCCAGGUGGAGGGGUAAGUGCUGAUGGUUCUGGAGCAGCGGAAGGGAAAGAAGUUAGCCCUACAGCCGCUGUUGCAUCUGCUGAGGUGGCAGCGUGUGAUUCGCUGGCGAUGGCGUUUCUGCUGCAGGCUGGGGAUUCAGUGCGGGCGGCAGGGGUGAUCGAUGCUGAGAUGGCGAAGCGGGAUGGGGCGGAUGCAAAGAGGCGGUUCGUGCUGCUGCUGCUGCAGUUCUCGUCGCUCCAUGCAACUCUCUUCCUGCUAGCUGCUCAGGUGAGUGCGCAAAGAGCAUCCCAGGGGUGGGUGGGGGUGAUUGAUGCUGAGAUGGCGAGGCGGGACGGGGCGGAUGCGAAGCGGCGGUUCGUGUUGCUGCUGCUGCAAUUCUCGUCUCUUCACGCCACGCCCUUCCUGCUAGCUGCUCAGACCAAUGAAGCAGCCUUUGUGGGGUCGCUGCUGCUGCUGUCUGUUGAGGCACCUUGGGCCAAUGAAGCAGCGUUUGUGGGGUCGCUGCUGCUGUUGCCGCCAGUGCUGCUCGCGCGCGUGGCAGGGGAAGCUUCCAGGAAGGAGGAGCAGCUGGGGGAGACCGGAGCCCUGGGGUCCAGGCCGGCAGUCAAGAGUUCAGCCCGCGCGCGCCAGCUGUGCAAGCGGUGGUGUGAGGUGGCGCUGACGAUGCAGGGGCGGCUGCGAGUGGUGGAGGACACACGGGCGCUGCGCGCGCUGCUGCCCCGCGCUGAUGUGGCGCGCUUCGUGGCGCGUGAUGUGGCAUACAUGGAGGCUGCUAUCGCCUCAUUGGUCGACGAGACCGAUUCUGCUGCUGCCACUGCUGCUACUGGAGGGGCCUUGGCAGAGGCAGUGGGACCGAUGCCUCACGCCCUCGCCUCUGCCCUCUCACUCACUCAGCUCUACCACGUGGACUCCUGGCAGGUCCAUUUGACGUACGUCCGCUCUGUGCUGCUCUCUGAUUGGCCGGAGCAAGAUAUUGUCACUGAGGUGGAGGCACACAAAGCCGCCAUCUGUACCCGUCCCACGUCAGCCUUCUCCUUCCUCUGGACCUCCGUGCUCCCCCGCUUUCUCACUCAAAUACAGACAAAAACCCACACUGACACAGGGUUAUACGCUCAGAAACACCCCCCCACACUCCCCACCCUCGCACCCUACCUCCUCCGCCUCCUCUCCCACUGCCUCCUCUCCUCGCUCUCCCCUCCCCCUCCUCCCUCCUCCCCUCUCACCCCCUCCCCUCCUCUCUCCCGCCCGCUCUCGCUCCCGCUCCCACCAACCCCUCUCACCGCACUCAACUCCUUUGUAUCGUCAGCGCAGAGCGCAGCAUCCCUUGCUCCCAGGCUCUCUCUUUUAGCAGAGCAGAUUGAGAAGGCAGGGGGCCUUCAGCCUUCACUGGAUGGGUGGGUGCUUCUGGGGGCGGCUGUUGCUGGUGCAGGCACAGCAGGAGCAGUUGGAGCAGCAGAAAAUAAGGACAGUGCUGGUGUUAUGGAGGUGGAGAGAGCGGUUGAGAGGGAGAUAGAGCGGUGCUUCGACGGAUCCUCUGUGCUGACUGCUGCUGAGAUCAUCUUGUCUCUUUCUGCCGCUGCUACUGCCACUGCUGCAACAGCAACUGUGCCACAUGCUGCAGGAGAAGCAGCUGCUGGGUUGCCUGCUUCAGCAGGAUUUCCCACAGAUCCAGCCUUCCAGGACCGCUUUAAUCAGAGCCACUUGCUCUGGCUCUUUGCUAAGUGCCAGUUGAGACAGGCUGGCGUGCUUGCCGACUCAUAUUCCCCAAAGGUUUAUAUGGAAGAGAGGAGGAGUGACGGGGUGGCAAUUGGUGACAAUAAAGGCAGCAAGGAAGACGAGAAGGAAACCGGGAAGGGAAAGAGGUUGAGUCUGGAGGGGUUGCAGUCAGCCCGUGUAGCCAUGGCUGGAUCUCUCUCCCUGCUCUCAGAGGAAAAUCGGCGGGAAUUUACGCUCCUGCUGCUGCAGGGAUGUGAGCGGUGGGUUCUAGAAGCGUGCUCUGCAGGGGAAGGCAGUGGAGCGAAGAGAAGCGGGGUGAGAGGAGGUGGUCGUGGGAAGAAUGGGAGGGAGCGGAGGGGUGGGAGAGGGAGGGAGGGAGGAGAGGUGCGGAGGGGUGUGGAGCUUUGGCUAGAUGUUGUGGGGGAUUGGAUGGGGUGUCGCGGUGGGAGGUUGGACGGGGGAGAAGGGAAGGAGGAUAGGGAGGAGAGGGAGGAGAAAGAAGAGUCUGUGGUGGAGUGCGGGAGAUGCAUUCAGAAGCUGCUGACCAAUGGGGUCGUGACACGUCAGCAAGGUGUGCUACUCCUCCGGUUCCUCUCGGACUCGUUGCUGAAGACCCAAUUGUCCUCGGAUGAGAACAAGUCAGCUGCCACGUCAGCUGCCAGCUGGCAGCUGCCUAUUGGUGCAAACCAGCGGCGGCGUGUGCUGACGUCAGCAAGGUCAGCAGGAGCCAAUCAGGGAGCGGGACGAGCAGGCGGGAAGAUCGGGAGAGGAAGGGAGGUAGGAGUAACGGCAAGUGCUGCUUCCAGGAAGCUUCCUGGUGAUGCGGGCAGCGAGACGGGGAGCACGGGCGGCGAACAGGAGGAGUUCGCAGUGAGUGACGUCAGCAGGGUGGCUGGUGACGCCAGCAGGGGAGGCAGGGGGACAGGGAGAGGAGUGCGCGGGCGGGGAGGGAGGGCUGGUAGGACUAGUAGGGGAGGAGGGGGGCGAAGGGGAGAGGAAGAGGAGGAGGGAGAAGGAAAGAGUGAGAAAGAGAAGGAGGAAGACCCUAUGGACCUAUUUGCUUCUAUGGGCUUAGUUUCAUCUGCUCCCCGUGCCGCUGCUGCUGGUGCUAGCAGCUUUGGCAAGCCUGAAGCUUCCAAGAAGAAGCCUCUGGUAGUCUCCAAGGCUGGUGUUUCACCCGGGGAGGGCGGGCAUAUGACAAUGGACUUUGCAGCAGGGGCUGCUGGAGAGGAAAUAUCCGCGAUUAUGAGAGUGAUUCUUUCACUGGUGGAGGCGAGGGAAGGGGAGGUACAGCAGGUACUGAGUGUGAGAGAUGGGGGAAGUGAGAGAGAAGAGGAGGAGGAGGAGAGUGGGUGGGGGCUUGAUUUAUCAGGGAAUGUGGAGGAAGAGGAUGGGGGGGAGGAUGAGGAGAGCGGGUGGGGGCAUUUUGAGGUUCUUGUUUCAUCUGUGCGCUCUGCUGUGUGGAGGCUGCUGGUGCGCGUGGGAACGCAGGAGGGGGAAUCAGCACUGACGCUAAGUGCCACACUUAGCAGCGACACUGCUGCACACUCCCCUGUGGUGCAAAGUGCCACACUUAGAGCGGCUGUUUUGGAUGCUGUGAAGGCUGUAGCUCCAGCCUCGUCUGACCUAUCAGCACCUGCCACGUGGCUCUCUGGGAGAGGGUUCUUUGUGGAUGCUGUAGGGCUCGGGGUGAUGAGCGGUGUAGAGGGGUGCUGGGGGGUGUGGGAUCUGGAAGAGGUGGGAGAGGAGGAGGAAAGAUGGGUGGGAGGGGAUCAGAAGGAUGACGUGGCACUGGACAGGUGGCGCUGGGCGGCGCUGCGUUCCCGCGCGAUCGUGCAGUCUGACUGGCCGGGAGAGCUCGCUGACGUGGCGCCGCUGCUGGAUGACGUGGCAGCAGACGGCAGCUUCGGAAGCAUAGGCAAGAGGGCAGCAGGGCGAAUGCUGCUCUCCCGAGACGAGGCAGAGCAACUUCUGGCUGAUACUGCUGCUGCUGGGAACAGUAACAGUGGCGGGUGGGGCGAUGGGUGGGGGGGAGAGGAGGAGGAGGAGGAAGAGGAGGAAGAGUAUGAGGAAGAGGAGGAGGACGAGGAUUCGUUUUAUGAUGAGGAAUAUAGUGAUGAUGAUGACGUCUUGCUACUCGCUCUGCAAAUGCUACAGAUUGAUGCCUAA